AUGCAGAUGAUUUUGCGCAGGACACAGUUCGGAUCCGGUCGCCUGGCACAUAUCACAAAGGAGUACAUCGAAUUCAACCCUACUGGGGCCCAUCUAAGCUGGAGUGGAAUUCCAGAAGACUCGAUCACCGAUUCGCAAUGUGGUGGAUACAUACUUGGUUUUGUUCGCAGCGUUGACGGUGGAGGCAGACAACGUGGAUAUCGAUUGCGGGGGGAACAGCAUUGCUUCGGGAUCAAUAACGUCAGCCAGUUACUCAAAUAUAAGAAGUCGACGACGAGCAUGUAUUUGACGAUGAAGUCCACGGGUGAGGCUGUGCAGGGCUUCAGGUUGGGAGUGACAGAAUUUUGUCAGGACCCGCGGGUGGGCUGGUUGUGGACAUAG
Molecule: messenger RNA, 381 nt
Organism: Prorocentrum cordatum
Lineage: Eukaryota; Dinophyceae; Prorocentrales; Prorocentraceae
Source: the annotation of a GenBank genome assembly